AUGGGGAAAGAGAAGACGCAUGUCAACAUUGUGGUCAUUGGUCAUGUCGACUCUGGAAAGUCAACCACCACCGGGCAUCUGAUAUAUAAGCUUGGAGGUAUUGAUAAGCGUGUGAUUGAGAAAUUUGAAAAAGAAGCUGCUGAGAUGAACAAGCGUUCGUUUAAGUACGCAUGGGUGCUUGACAAGCUAAAGGCGGAGCGUGAGCGUGGUAUCACUAUCGACAUUGCUUUGUGGAAGUUCGAGACCAUGAAAUAUUACUGCACCGUCAUAGAUGCUCCUGGCCAUCGAGAUUUCAUCAAGAACAUGAUUACUGGAACUUCUCAGGCGGAUUGUGCUGUUCUUAUCAUCGACUCCACCACCGGAGGCUUUGAAGCUGGCAUCUCUAAAGAUGGUCAGACUCGUGAGCAUGCUCUGCUUGCUUUCACUCUUGGGGUGAAACAGAUGAUUUGUUGCUGCAACAAGAUGGAUUCCACAACCCCCAAGUACUCCAAGGCAAGGUAUGAUGAAAUCGUAAAGGAGGUGUCAUCUUAUCUGAAGAAAGUUGGAUACAAUCCUGAAAAGAUCCCAUUCGUCCCAAUAUCUGGUUUUGAAGGAGAUAAUAUGAUCGAGAGAUCCACCAACCUAGAUUGGUACAAAGGUCCAACCCUUCUUGAAGCUCUUGAUGCCAUCACCGAGCCCAAACGACCCUCGGACAAGCCCCUACGCCUUCCCCUCCAGGAUGUCUACAAGAUUGGCGGCAUAGGGACCGUUCCAGUGGGUCGUGUUGAGACCGGUGUCAUCAAACCCGGUAUGGUCGUCACCUUCGGUCCAACUGGUCUGACCACUGAAGUUAAGUCUGUGGAGAUGCAUCAUGAAGCUCUUCAAGAGGCUCUUCCAGGUGAUAAUGUCGGAUUCAAUGUGAAAAACGUAUCUGUGAAAGAUCUGAAACGUGGGUAUGUUGCCUCUAACUCGAAAGAUGACCCGGCCAAGGGUGCAGCCAACUUCACGUCACAAGUUAUCAUCAUGAACCACCCUGGUCAGAUCGGCAAUGGGUAUGCUCCUGUUCUUGACUGCCAUACUUCACACAUUGCCGUCAAGUUUGCUGAGCUAUUGACCAAGAUUGAUCGGCGGUCGGGUAAAGAGCUGGAGAAGGAACCGAAGUUUUUGAAGAAUGGUGAUGCUGGGAUGAUCAAGAUGAUUCCAACGAAACCCAUGGUGGUGGAGACGUUCUCGGAGUACCCACCACUUGGGCGGUUUGCGGUGAGGGAUAUGAGGCAGACGGUGGCGGUGGGAGUGAUCAAGAACGUAGAGAAGAAGGAACCAACGGGAGCAAAGGUGACGAAAGCAGCAGUGAAAAAGGGUGGGAAAUGA
Cynara cardunculus var. scolymus (artichoke) is the source of this 1350-nucleotide messenger RNA. Its product is annotated as elongation factor 1-alpha-like. Gene Ontology annotation, biological process: translational elongation; translation. The coding region runs from base 1 to 1350 and encodes 449 amino acids. The transcript is spliced from 2 exons. Lineage: Eukaryota; Viridiplantae; Streptophyta; Magnoliopsida; Asterales; Asteraceae. Gene Ontology annotation, molecular function: translation elongation factor activity; GTP binding; GTPase activity. The record is from RefSeq and is a predicted model, not a curated record.